This is a messenger RNA of Urocitellus parryii (Arctic ground squirrel), 2190 nucleotides long. NCBI's taxonomy places the organism in Eukaryota, Metazoa, Chordata, Mammalia, Rodentia, Sciuridae. The record is from RefSeq and is a predicted model, not a curated record.
AUGGAUCCUCCGGUCUGCAGCAGAGGACAGAAUAAGGAGACAUUCUGGUACCAGGAGGGAGACAAGAUUAUUCCUGCAACCAUGGGACUAGUCCCUUCGGAUCUGACCGGCUUGGGGCAUCGCAACUCAGGGUUCUAUGAGCGCAGGCGCAGUUCUGUGGUGCUGAACUUACCUGGACUCGAGGUGUUUCCUGGGGACCUUCUGGUUUCUGAUGGAGCUGCGGAUUACCUGUGCCACCCACUGCUGCUGCUGAAUCCAGGUCCCGUUCAUUCAGCCUAUCAGAGCAAAGACAAACACAAGCUGGUCGCCGAGCUGCAAAACUGCCUGUCCUCCGUGAAGAUCACAGACUUCAGGGGCUACGAUUUCUGCCGCUUUAAGGAUAAGACCUGGAACGAAGUCAUGGAAACACGUCAGAAACUCCCCCCUGAUGGAUCAGACUUGGGAAAGCAGCAAGAGGCUGUGUGGGAACUCUUCACGAGUGAAUGCACUUAUCUCUUGGACCAUUUAUUGGUUCUUAAGAUGGAGCUCACAGCUACCAUCAAGGCAGCCUAUCCCAUCUUUCGUGGCUUCCUGGCCCAGAGCUCUUGCUUCCUCCCAAACAAGUGCCAGGUGAAUGCUCUGGUCAGCUKCAGGGCACAGUCGCAGAUUUCCAGAGCUGUCAUCCGCUUUAUGAAUACAUUAAAAUAUCUGCAAAUUCAUGAAUAUCUCCUGGAUGUGGAUCUAUGGAGACUUUUUGCAAACCUGGAGGAGUUAACUCAGACAAGCCUUGGUUUUGUGAACAGUCUUUUCAGCAUCAUCAAGGUCUACGUAGAAGCUUCUGAGACUUCACCAUUGACGGAUUUCCUUUCUGUGCUUGCAAAGUAUUUCCGAGGGAGCCUCUGUCAGAGCCACCAGACCUACUGCCUGAAUUACUCUGCGGCUGUGUUUUAUCUUGAGAGCCUGAGGCAGAGAGAUGACUUCAGCACUUAUUUAAAAUGGUGUGAGCAAAACGAACAAUGCAGACGGCUGCACCUGCCUGAGCUGCUAGUGGCCCCGCUACACAGGCUUACUCGAUACCCCUUGUUGCUGAAGAAUAUCUGGAAAAGGAGCUCAGACUCCACCGAGAAGAUCAUGAUCUACUCCAUCAAGGAGAGGGUGGAGAAGUCAAUCCGAGAUCUUGAAGGAAAAGUGAAGUGGCUUGACAAUUUCCAAAAGUUCAGACAUCUACAGGAGAUUAUAAUAUGGCCUCCACUUUGGGAUAGAGAUAAAAGGUUUUUCAUUCCAGAGUGUUUGAAACACAUUUUUAAGGACCACACAGCGGAACACAUCUUGUCUCCAACCAACAGACACCUUCUCUAUGAAGGAAAAUUAACUCUUGCAGAAAGCACAAGAUUCCUAGAUGUGUAUCUCUUCCUCUUUGAUGAUUUCCUCUUAAUUACAAAAACUAAACGCAGCAAAAAGAAACUUGGGAGUGCAGACACUGGUUUSCUAUGUCCUUCACUUACUCUUGAGCUGCAAACUGUAAUAAAAGAGGGUGGCUCCUGUAUAGUACUCGAUCAGCCCAUUCCACUAGAUAGAUUGGUUGUCAAAAGCAUUGAUCCGCUCCACGUGUCAGUCUUUGGGCUGAGAAAUGCUUUCCUUAUACAACAUGAAAACAGAUAUCGACAGUGUAUAGCAGCAUUCUUAUUACAAGCCCAAACGGAAGACAUCAAAAAAACAUGGAUGACACAAAUAACAGCAGCUAUCUCUUGCUUCACCAAGAGUCAGGAAACCAAGAAAAUAGCAUUAAUCAAACUAUCUGMAGAAUCCUCUGAAAUUUAGGGACCUAAACAAGUGGCAAACUUUAUUAGAGUUUAGGGCUUUAAGUAUUCUUUCAUUCAAUCUUUUGGUAACACUUAACCUAGAAAUGAAGUAGAAGGAAAUGUGCAUUCAUUCUAAAGAUGUUCCAAGAUUUGAAAAUUUGAGCUAGGAAAGUCCUUAGUAUAGAGGAAUAAUGACUGCAAGAAAUUUGAACUCUGAGGAACUUCUUAACAGCAACAUAUUGAUAUCCAGACUAUCUUCUAAUAUUUAAGUCAGAUUUGUAGGAAGCAUGAUCGAAGAGUGGUGCUAUUGAAAUUGAUAAAGGAUGAAUGGUCAGAUAAAUGGAAUAUCAGAAAGAAAACAAGAUCCACUGCUUGUGUCCAGUAUGAAUUCUGGCAUUUUAUUUAUCUA